Prunus armeniaca (apricot) is the source of this 546-nucleotide messenger RNA. NCBI's taxonomy places the organism in Eukaryota, Viridiplantae, Streptophyta, Magnoliopsida, Rosales, Rosaceae. The record is from the annotation of a GenBank genome assembly.
AUGAACAAUGAACUGCCCAUCUGCUUGGGGCCAGGCCAAAUUAAAAAAAAGUCAAAAAACUCAGUGUUAAGAACUGCUAGUAGUUGUCGUAGGCCGUGGCCUUACGACACAUGGAUAUGGCAUGCCUUUUUUGGAGCCCCUGGAUCCAACAAUGAUAUCAACAUUUUAGCUCGUUCUCCAUUGUUCAAUGAUGUAGUGCAUGGAGCGGCUCCUCAUGUUGAAUAUAUUGUCAAUGGAAAUCAAUACUAUUUGGUAGAUAGGAUCUACUCUCGUUGGGCUACUUUGGUGAAUAUCAUCUUUUCUCCUGAUAACCCAAAGAAGAGACCUUUUGCACAAAUGCUAGAAGCGUACAUGAAGGAUGUUGAAAGAGCAUUUGAAAUACUACAGGCUCGAUGGGCUAUUGUUCGGGGCCUUGCAUGUAUAUGGUGUAAGGAUAACCUUCACUCAAUCAUGAUGACGUGUAUAAUUUUGCACAACAUGAUUGUGGAGGAUGAGUACGAAUAUUUGGAAGAGGAAUCUGAUGAUGAGGAUACAUGUCCACAAUGA